AUGGUCUCGCAGCCCGAUUCCGCGUCCUCCCUCACCCUGCGAGGCCCCUCCUCGGUCGUUUCGCGUCCUUCACUAUCUCGCACGAAGCGAUACAAUAGGUCCCACGUCGGCGGUUCAUCCUAUAUCUCCCAGAAUGAGUUCCCAGUCUUCAACAAUUCGGGCGAUGUCGAGAUCAUAGUCAAGGCUGGUGGCCACCAAAACCGUUAUCUGCUGCAUCGUCACACCCUCACUCAGUGCUCCGGCUUCUUCGAGGCCAGCACGAGUCUCGAGUGGUCCAAAGCAGUUUCGGAUGGUGCUUCCAAUGACUUGCCUCGUAUUAGCGACGGCUCUUCAUUCGACUCGUACAACCAUUCCAGCCGGGCUUUGACGACUUCAUCUACACCACCAAGAAAACGUUGGCGCUACGAAUUGGAUCCAGGCACGGGGGAUGGCGAUAUACCAAUGCUGGUACAAAAGGACGAUGAUCGCUCAAAGGGUCUGAGCGCGGGCAACUCUGGGUCUCUGUUUGGUUCUGGCAGCGCGGUCAACGGCGAUCAGCCCUCGUCAUACUCGCGGAGCAAGACGUCGGGCCCUUCCCACUCCUCGUCGGCGCACUCGAACCACAACUUUUUCCGCUCCGUUGCCAAUUUGAGCCUCGUGCAGAGCUCGACGACGUCGGCGGCAAGUCAGCCGCUUUCGCAGGUCGACCAGGAUCUCCUCCGCGACUACGACAACCUUUUCCGCAUCUUCUACAACCACUCCCCGAUUCUCGACGGCGUCAACAUUGCGGAUGCCUACGUUCAGUGCAAAUCUCUCAUCACCUUGGCAGACCUAUAUGAUGCAUUGGCCGUGGUUGGCCCUAGGGUUGACCACCAUCUGCUUCAAUUUCAGUCGCGACUAUGGAAGCAGAUUGCCAAGUAUCCCAUCUCAUAUCUACGUCUUGGCUACCUUGCCCGCAGCAGGGUCAUUUUUCAGGAGGCCUUGAUUCAUGUGGUCGGGCAAUGGCCGGCAGGAGAACGCAGCCUCCGUGCUGCGCUUCCUGACAUUGUCCUGGACAUAAUCGAAGACAAAGUCGACGAGCUAGAAGAGGUGGUCAGCCGAGUCGAAGGCCGUCUCUUUCGACUGAGCUUGAUGACAGCGAGGGGCGAGCGUGUCACACCUCAAAAUAACUAUCUCGACUGGUUAGCCGUAAGCCUGUUCCGCCAGUGGCUGGCAGACAACACCAGUCCUCCGCCUCCAGACCGGCGAAUCCAGAGCUCCCGCGACGGUCGGAAUGGAAACUCACAGCAGCUGGCCCUCCCGACAGCUGUUCCGCCAUUGGCUACGGUUGGCCGUACAUAUCGCACCCUCGGCGACUCUUCGUCGGUUUAUCUCGGCCACGAUGAGUGCAAGCGGUUCUUGAAAUUGACACCUGAGAUGUACAGCCGGGACAAUCUCCGACGAUUUGAGAAGCGCAUCGACGAGCUCAAGCUGAUGGCUCGCAACAUUGUCCGGCCGCUCAUGGGUAGUGGCCUAGAGCUGGACAUUAAUAGUGGAAGGGCCGCCGAUGGAAUUGGCUACCUCACGUGCAUCACUGUCGGGGAUCGUGACCUUCCUUGGCAUGGUGAGCAUUGA
Molecule: messenger RNA, 1593 nt
Organism: Colletotrichum phormii
Lineage: Eukaryota; Fungi; Ascomycota; Sordariomycetes; Glomerellales; Glomerellaceae
Exons: 1
Coding region: 1-1593 (530 amino acids)
Source: RefSeq, a predicted model, not a curated record